UUUUUCUUUGUCUACCACAAAGUUACGGCCGUAUUACGCUAUAUAGCGGCCCAACCGCAGUGUUUCAGUUGAGUUUUAUUGCGGUACGGCUGGAGAAGCAGUUCAGCCGGACUGUGGGGUACCGGUGUACAGCAGCGGACUGAGAGCGGAGGGAGUUGCGGUUACUAACACUUGUGUGGAGCGGCGUGGCCGGGCUUCGUGUGUUGGUGGAACUCGUACGGCGUCCUGAACUUCAGGUCAUGCGAGGACUGCGUUGUCGCCCGCUGUGAGUGCUGGGACUGCUGCGUUUCACCGGAGAACUUCGUGAACCGUGAGUGCUGUUGUCAUGGUUACCGGAGACGCCACCUCAUGACCAGCAAUCUUCUCGACUGAGAUGGCUUCUUCUGCUGCUUCUUCUUCUGCUGCUUCUUCUUCUGCUGCUGCUUCUGCUGAGCAACCUCGCAGUAGGAACUUUCUCCUGUGUCCUAUUUGCAAGAAGACUCAUUGGAGCCUUCCAGUUCACCUCAGACGAUCCUGCAUGAGGACCUCGUCAGAAGCUGACAUUCUGGCUGUGGUGGAAUCUGCCAAGAGAGCUGUCAGCAAUCUGUUGCGCACUGGUCGUGUCUGGGAGUACUCUCUCCUCAGCAGGAUCAUGCAGAGCCCUGAUACUAUUGGCAGGAUGAUCGAGGAGCUGGAGAGCAGAGGAAACGCUGUGGUUGGCAUCCCAACUGAAGCCCCGACUGCUGCUGUUCCAGCUGUUCCUGAUGUUCCUGUCGAGGCUCCGGCUGAGUCCAGCUCAGAAAGCUCUGGGGAACUCUAUCAGUGCCCUGAUACAACCAAGCAGGGAACUUCCCUUAGGGAGAGGAUGGCAAGUUUGGGCUACUACAAGAAGCACUCGCUAGACCAUGAUCUCCUUGUCAGCUUCGCAAAGUUUCUACAGUUUGACAUGUCGAACGAAAACUUCAAACAGGAGGUGGAGAAUGUUGCAAGGUUCCUGUACUUCAUGGACCCUCAGCAGGCCAGUCUCCUGUUUGUGCGACAGCAUGAGAAGUCCCGAGAGUAUUUCCUCAAGCUCUCAGAGGCCGGACUCAGCAAGCAGACGGUACAGAAUUACAUCAAGAGUGUUAAAAGGUUCUUGAAGUUCCACACGGGCAGCACUGACCUGUGCUUCACGGACAGAGUUCUGCACGAGGACUGCAAGAACUACAUCUCAUUCCUGGACAACAUCCAGAUGGCAACUUCAAAACAAGUCAGCAAGGAGACGACCAGGAAGAGAUUCGACACCUUCCAGGAGGGUGUUCUCUCUUCAACGCAGGUCACUGCCGUGCUGGCCGCUGCCAAGAAAGACUUCCUGGCUGUCAUUGGGAAGCUGCAUGCGGGAGAGUGCUCUCCAGGCCAUCAGCUGACCCUGACAGAGUUGCAGCUGGUCCUCUAUUACCUAGAGGCCAUUGUGAUUCUGGAGCAUGCCCAGCGGCCUGGAGUUGUUGAGCACAUGACUGUCACGGAAUGGAUCAGCCGAAGGAGAGAUGACACUCGUCCUGGUUUCGUUGUGGUUUCCACUCAGGUGGCCACCUUUGUUCUUACCCAGGAACAGGAGAUGUGGUUCGAUCUCUACUUCUCGGAGGUGCGCCCAGUCAUGCUGGGAAAAAAGAGGAAGCGCGUUGAGGAUGACGAUGAGACUGAUGAGAGGUUCUUCAUUUCCUCCACUGGCAAAGCCAUCUACAACGCCUCCAAUGACCUGGAGCGGCUGCACAAGAAAUAUCAGGUGCCGAAGGUGACCAGCCAGAUGGCCAGACGGGCAUAUGAGACAGCAACGAAGGAGCUGUCCGAUGUCCAAAAGACGAAGGUGGCCGGCUACCUCACCCACUCUACGGCCACAGCAGAGAAGCACUACCGGAUGAAGGAGAUAGGCUCAGCGGUAGAUGCUUUCCUGAUCCUGAGGAAUCUCCGGGGUGAUUCAGAGAGUGACCAGAGCGACACACCCAGGGGUUCCUCGGCAUACCUGACCGACCAAGCUGCUUAUGACAAGUUGCUCCGGUCAUAUCCAGUGACGUUGGACGGGGUGCCACCCAACCGCUCUCAGCGAAAAUCCCUGGCAGGGGAGUAUGAACGCUACUGCUAUGACCGCUGGCGUAGCGAACAGCUCGAGCGUCGGGUGCAGCAUGUUCUUGAGCACUUUGCCCGUAGACUGCCCUCUGAGUCCAGAGUCAAGGCCUGGAUUGAGAAGCAAGGGUGGUCUGCAAACCUUCCAGAUGCUGCAUCCAUCGUUCAGCAGUGGAAGCCAUCUGGGGGCAUCGAUGUUGCAAUGGACAGUGUUGUGCUGCAGAAGUUUACAAAAUGUAAAAUAGCUGUAAAAUGACUGUAUUUGCAUUGUACUCAUCCCAACUUCUGGUUCCUGUCACCACCACUGUGUCUGGGGGCUAAGGACACACUAACAUGGUGAUUUGACCAAGACAACAUGUCUUACUUACACAGGUUAAGCAAUGACAAAAUCUGUUAAAUACACAGAAACACAGGCAGAACAAUACAUGAAACACAUAUAGAACAUUUAAUCUCACAUUUUGUGCUAAUGUAAUGAACAGUCCUAAUGCUGGUGCAUAUAACUCCCCACAAUUAACAGGGCUUUAGAGUCUGUUGGAACUCUCUCAUUAACCCAGCUAAGGUUAGCUAGUAUGCGAGGUAAAGCGAGGGCUGUUAUAUUCACCAGCAGCAGGACUGUUCACUACAUUAGCCCUCACAUUAACUUAGCUAAGGUUAGCUAUUGUGUGAGGUAAAGUGAGGGCUAAAGUAUGCUAAUGUUAGAUAACGUUAUAAUGUGUACAGGCUACAAUGAAUGUGGUUACAAAGUAAAACAAGACAAACUAAAGCUCUCAGUGUAGCUUUAAACUUUAACAAGUUGGUCGCUUCGUGCAGCUUCUGUAGAAAAACCGGCAGAAACUACAGUCGGUAGUUAGUCGGCGAGCUAACGCUAGCUAGCAGCCUCUCGGUUAGCCUGUUAGCUUAGCAGCUAGCUAACGAAGGUUAAGCAGUUUUAUAACGAACUGCACCACUAGCAAAGCUACAAAUGAUAUCAAAAUAGACCGAAUUAUGUCCCAGACACCACCUGAAAUGACUUAUGUUCGUGUGUUCAGUAAAAUGUAGUUUAAAGCCGUCAUUUAUCAGAGCAACAGGUCCUAACUUACCUCAGAACGCAGUGGCGCAAUGACGCUCUUCCAGCUGCUUUCUUCUUUUUCCAUAUUACAUCAGACGAGACACAGCACAGCUUUAUACUGCCAUCUGCUGGUGGACAUUUAACAAUGUUAAAAUUCAAAUUUAGUAUUGCCCCUAAAACAGUUUACAUAUUAGAAAAAUAAUUACACAUUAGAAAAUAAUGUUUUUACCUUAGGUCUCAUUCGUUGGUAUUGAUUUAUAUUAUACCUUACUUAUAUUUUAUUAUUUAUCAUUUUCUGAGGAUUUCUCCAUAUCGAAACCUUGUGUGCAGUACAUGUGUUUAAGGUGUUCCUUCCAGAUCA
Messenger RNA from Pygocentrus nattereri (red-bellied piranha), 3491 nucleotides. RefSeq lists its product as uncharacterized. The transcript is spliced from 13 exons. The coding region runs from base 374 to 2338 and encodes 654 amino acids. NCBI's taxonomy places the organism in Eukaryota, Metazoa, Chordata, Actinopteri, Characiformes, Serrasalmidae. The record is from RefSeq and is a predicted model, not a curated record.